AUGUUGGUUUGGGUUUUGUGUUGGAAGUUGAAGUAUUAUUUGAAAGGUAAGCUUUUGUAUUUUACUGUUUGGUACUGUGGUUAUAUGAUAUAUUGAUUCAGGUAUAGAUCUCAUUAAGCCAGUAUCGUGCAACAGAUGAUGGUCAACCUGCAGUUCUCAGAGUGAGAAAAUGUUCAUUCUUUUAUUGUAUAUAGUAUUCUUGUACUUGGUGGUAAAUAAAUAGAAUCGAGAAAUGUAGUUUACUUGCUCUUUUAAGUGUCAACAUUACUGAAGUUAGCCAUGUUUGGCUUCACUCUUUGCAUGGACUCGAGUUGUCGCUCCAGAAACAUAUGGAGCUCACUGCUCCAGACUUUGAUCGGAGCGUUCCAGCUACAUGAUAGUGUUGGGAAAGCAUUAAGCUACGUUUACACGCUUCGAUUUGUCGGGCCGAUUUUGGUAAAUAAUCGAUGCCCCUUCUUCGACAUUUAGCGAUUUAAACGUUCAAUUGAGGCUGUCCGCUCUCUCGUCUGUUCAUGUUAUAGUUAUCUGCGUGCGAAAAGUUUUCAACAACUUUACAACGGAAGAAAAAUCGUUGAAUCGUGAGAAAAAUCUGUGGUUUUGUUACAGUUUUUCUCCCGAUUUUGUGAAUCGCAAGGUGCUGACGCGAGUACUGACGACAGGUUAUUUACAUACAGCGAGCAAAAUCGGCCCGACAAAUCGCAGCGUGUAAACGUACCUUAAGACUGACAGCUAACCAAAGGCGCAUGACUGUCAACUCUCAUCCUCGUUUCAUCCGCGCUCAAUGUUUCUCAGAAGGCUUUGGAUUUUUCUUAUUAUUUGCAUUAGCUACCAACACUGGCACAGACAGUUUCCCAAGAUCAAUGUUUUUUUCUACAAUUUAUAGAUAAAAUUCAGUUGUGGAAUUAUCAUGAAGACUUUUGCUAUUGUUGUUUUGGCUUUCAUUGUUGCUUUUGGCAACUGCGCAGAUCCUACAGAGGAAAACGAAGUAAAUC
This is a messenger RNA of Paramuricea clavata, 992 nucleotides long. NCBI's taxonomy places the organism in Eukaryota, Metazoa, Cnidaria, Anthozoa, Malacalcyonacea, Plexauridae. The record is from the annotation of a GenBank genome assembly.